AUGGCUGUAGUCAUCCGUUUACUGGGGCUUCCUUUUGUUGCGGGGCCUCCGGAUAUUCGUCACUUCUUCAAGGGAUUGACUAUUCCUGAUGGAGGAGUGCAUAUAAUUGGAGGGGAAAUUGGGGAGGCAUUUAUUAUUUUUGCAACAGAUGAAGAUGCAAGACGUGCCAUAAGUCGUUCAGGAGGACUUAUCAAGGAUUCAUUUGUAGAGCUCUUUCUUAGUAGCAAAGCAGAAAUGCAGAAGACUAUAGAAAUGAAGAAAACUGAUCGCACAGGAAGAGAGCGACCUGGAUCUGGGGGCGCAGGGGCUGGCAGCCUCUCUAAUUUUGGUGGGACUAUUAAGGAAGAAGUAAGUGAUUCUGGAUAUCAAGAUGCUGAGUUUCACACUAAUGGUGAUGAUUUAAAGCCAAGAAGGACACGACCAGCUAGAGCCAAAAAUCCUUACUUAUUUCUACGGGGUUUGCCUUACUUAGUAAAUGAAGAUGAUGUACGUGUGUUUUUCGCUGGUUUGUGUGUGGAUGGAGUAAUUUUUCUAAAACAUCACGAUGGCCGAAAUAAUGGUGAUGCCAUAGUAAAAUUUGCUUCAUGUAUUGAUGCUUCAGGAGGUCUCAAAUGUCAUAGAAGUUUUAUGGGUUCAAGAUUUAUAGAAGUAAUGCAGAGCUCAGAUCAACAGUGGACUCAGUUUGGUGGUAAGGUGGAUGAAGUUCCUUCUGAAGAACAUUCUCCACCAAGAGGAAUUGAUAGACGUCUUCGAAAACGGUCACAUUCAAGAUCUCCCAGAAGAACUCGUUCUCGUUCCCCUGUUGGAAAUUAUGUUCACUUAAAAAAUCUCUCUCUAAGUAUUACCAAAAGAGAUAUAAGAAAUUUCUUUAGAGAUGCUGAUCUGAGUAAUGAACAGAUUACAUUUUUAUAUAAAGAGGACAAAAGAACAAGAUAUGCGUUGGUGAUGUUCAAGACUUUGAAAGACUUUUAUUCUGCUCUGGCUCUUCAUAAGACUGUUGUACAGUAUCGCCCUGUUCAUAUUGACCCAAUUUCUAAAAAACGAAUGCAGAAAUUAAUGGAAUAUUAUGAAACAAAAAAACCUGGAUCAGUAGAGAAAGAGAGACCUGGACAUGUCUCACAAAAAUAUUCUCAAGAAGGCUACUCUGGUCAGAAGGUGUGCAUUUAUAUAAGAAAUUUUCCAUUUGAUGUAACAAAAGUUGAAGUGCAAAAGUUCUUUGCAGACUUUGCUCUUUCAGAGGAUGAUAUUUACUUGCUUUAUGAUGACAAAGGAGUUGGCUUGGGAGAAGCAUUGGUGAAAUUUAUAUCAGAAGAAGAAGCCAUGAAAGCUGAACGUUUAAACAGGCGAAGAUUUUUGGGGACAGAGGUAUUGUUGAGACUUAUAUCUGAGGCACAAAUGCAGGAGUUUGGUAUAAAUUUUUCCUUAAAGUCUAAUGAGAAAAUGCAAGAUAGUUCUGAGUCACAUGAUAGAGAUGACCAUUCCCAUUCAUUUGACUCAAAGGAGCCACCAGUAUAUUCAGUUAGCCCAUCUGAAAACUUCAGGCAUCAGUUAGAGGACACAAGAAAGCCAGACAAUUUCAAGCCUCCCCAGGGAGAUUUCAGACAGCCUGAUAGGCGCCCUCCUGAAGACUUCAGACACUCCCCAGAAGACUUCAGGCGCCCCCCUGAGGAUUUCAGGCACUCCUCAGAAGACUUCAGACGGCCCAGGGAAGAGCACUACAGGCGACCUCCUGAGGACUUCAGGCGACCUCCUGAGGACAACUUCAGGCGACCUCCUGAGGACAACUUCAGGCGACCUCCUGAGGACAACUUCAGGCGACCUCCUGAGGACAACUUCAGGCGACCUCCUGAGGACAACUUCAGGCGACCACCUGAGGACAACUUCAGGCGACCUCCUGAGGACAACUUCAAGCACCCCAGAGAGGAAGACUGGAGACGGCCUCCUGAAGAAGACUGGAGGAGGCCAAUCAAGGAGGAUUUCAGGCGUCCUCCCAAAGAGGACUGGAGACAACCCCCUGAGGGAGACUUUAGGCGACCAUCUGAUGAGGACUGGAGACGACCUCCUGAUGAGGACUUUAGACGGCCUCCUGAGGAGGACUUCAGGCGACCCCCUGAGGAAGAUUUCAGACAGCGCCCUGAGGAGGAUUUCAGACAUUCCCCUGAGGAAGACUUCAGGCGGUCUCCCCAAGAGCAUUUCAGAAGACCCCCCCAGGAUCAUUUCCGGCGGCCACACCAGGAUCACUUCCGGCGGCCAUCCCAGGAGCAUUUCAGACGGCCGCCCCAAGAGCAUUUCAGACGGCCGCCCCAGGAGCACUUCCGACGGCCACACCAGGAACAUUUCAGGCGACCACACCAGGAACACUUCCGGCGACCACACCAGGAGCAUUUCCGGCGCCCGCGAGAGGAAGAUUUCAGGCAUCCACCUGAUGAAGACUUCAGGGGCCCUUCCGAUGAAGACUUUAGGCAUCCGCCUGAUGAGGACUUUAGGAGCCCCCGGGAAGAAGAUUUUAGGUGUGCUUCUGAUGAGGACUUCAGGCAGCUCCCGGAGGAGGACCUUAGGGGGGGAGCUCUAGAGGAGGACCCCAGACUUGCUGAUAAUUUUAGACCGCCUGGUGAGGAGUUUAGGAGUCCACCUGAUGAUUUUAGAGGUCAUCGCCCCUUUGUGAAUUUUGGUCGACCAGAAGGUGGCAAGUUUGAUUUUGGAAAGCGUAAUAUGGGGGGUUUUCCUGAGGGGAGGUUUAUGCCUGAUCCAAAAUUAAAUUGUGGUUCAGAUAGAGUAACCCCUAUUAAGAUAAUGAAUCUUCCAUUUAAAGCUAAUGUUAAUGAAAUUUUAGACUUUUUUCAUGGCUAUAAAGUCAUACCAGAUUCCGUUUCAAUACAGUAUAAUGAGAAAGGAUUGCCUAUAGGGGAAGCCAUUGUUACUAUGAUCAACUAUAAUGAAGCUAUGGCUGCUAUUAAAGAUCUAAAUGAUAGGCCAGUUGGCCCUCGCAAAGUUAAGUUGAUUUUGCUCUAG
Messenger RNA from Chrysochloris asiatica (Cape golden mole), 3012 nucleotides. It is a transcript of the gene RBM12B, whose product is annotated as RNA binding motif protein 12B. Bases 1 to 3012 code for a protein of 1003 amino acids. Gene Ontology annotation, cellular component: ribonucleoprotein complex; nucleoplasm. Gene Ontology annotation, molecular function: RNA binding. NCBI's taxonomy places the organism in Eukaryota, Metazoa, Chordata, Mammalia, Afrosoricida, Chrysochloridae. Gene Ontology annotation, biological process: regulation of RNA splicing. The transcript is spliced from 2 exons. The record is from RefSeq and is a predicted model, not a curated record.